Messenger RNA from Panthera uncia (snow leopard), 9983 nucleotides. RefSeq names its product protein phosphatase 1 regulatory subunit 9A (gene PPP1R9A). Lineage: Eukaryota; Metazoa; Chordata; Mammalia; Carnivora; Felidae. Gene Ontology annotation, biological process: neuron projection development; actin filament organization; calcium-mediated signaling. The record is from RefSeq and is a predicted model, not a curated record. The coding region runs from base 534 to 3824 and encodes 1096 amino acids. Gene Ontology annotation, molecular function: actin filament binding. The transcript has 16 exons. Gene Ontology annotation, cellular component: dendrite; cytoplasm; actin cytoskeleton.
UCAGUGGGAUCUAUUGUUUCCUGGCACAUUGGGAGGAAAAACAAAGGGAUUUAUUAUCAUUACCCUGUAAUUUUUUUUUCUUUUUCUUUUUUUAAUGUGGCCAAGGAGCUCGGCUCUCUCGGUGCCACACUGGGAUCCGCCUGGCAGCCGCCGGGAGCCGCAGCCAAUGUGUUAGGACUUCAGGUGCUUUUUGGCACAAAGCUAGACUGCGACCUCCUACCAUAGCGCUUGGCGUCACCUGCUCUCCCGGCCCUGCCCCGGGGCCGAGGGAUUGCGUCCCGAACCAGGCUUGGGAACCGGCUGCCUCUCAAAUGAACCUCUAGUCUUGCUUUGAAAAAGCCAUUUUGUGUAACUGUUGACUGAAUAAUUUCCUAAUACACCUGUUGGGAGGAUCACUGAUACAGUAUGCCAUUUGAGAGGUACUUUUUCUUGACCAAAUACUCUCUUGGUGAUUAGAGAAGAGAGGUGUUUUGUUUUUUUGUUUGUGUUUUCCUGGUCAUUAUGAACAUUGGCUUUUCACCCCUGAAGUAAAAAUGUUGAAAACCGAGUCUUCAGGUGAACGAACCACUCUCAGAAGUGCCUCUCCUCACAGGAAUGCAUAUAGAACUGAGUUCCAGGCACUGAAAAGUACCUUUGACAAACCCAAGUCAGAUGGGGAACAAAAAACAAAAGAAGGUGAGGGCUCCCAGCAGAGCAGGGGGAGGAAAUAUGGCUCCAAUGUCAACAGAAUUAAAAAUCUAUUUAUGCAGAUGGGUAUGGAACCCAGUGAAAAUGCUGCGGUCAUUGCCAAAACAAGGGGGAAAGGUGGACCUUCAUCUCCACAGAGAAGAAUGAGGCCCAAAGAAUUCCUGGAAAAAACAGAUGGCUCAGUUGUUAAGUUGGAGUCCUCUGUUUCAGAACGAAUUAGUAGAUUUGACACAAUGUACGAUGGCCCUUCAUAUUCUAAGUUCACAGAAACUCGGAAGAUGUUUGAGAGAAGUGUGCAUGAGUCAGGACAAAACAGCCGCUAUUCCCCAAAGAAAGAGAAAGCUGGAGGGAAUGAACCUCAGGACGAAUGGGGUGGCUCCAAGUCCAACAGAGGCAGUACUGAUUCCUUGGACAGCCUUAGCUCCCGGACGGAGGCUGUUUCCCCAACUGUGAGUCAACUGAGUGCAGUAUUUGAGAACACUGAUUCCCCCAGUGCCAUGGUUUCUGAGAAGCCUGAAAAUGAAUACUCAGUGACUGGGCAUUAUCCCCUGAAUCUACCAUCUGUUACUGUUACAAAUCUUGACACCUUUGGUCACCUUAAGGAUUCAGAUUCUUGGUCUCCUCCAAGCAAACACGGUGAUGAUGCAGAGGAUGCUCAGAAGAGUAAUACAAGUCCGGUACCAGAAGUGGCUUCGAAAAGUACCUCUCUAGCUUCAGUGCUUGGUGAAGAAACACAGCAGAGCAAGGAAGCCGAGGACUCCACAUCUAACCAAGAGACUCCUGACAGAAUUGACAGAGAUCUUCCUGAGGAACCUUGUGCUGCAAAUAAGGCGAUGCCAGAGUCUGAAAUCCUUUCACCACAAAAUGUACCUUUAGAAGAUGCCGAAGCUAAUUUAGUUGGGAGUGAGGCAGCAAUGCAUCAGAAGAAAGAACUUGCAGGUGGUGAUUUUACCUCUGCUGAUGCUCCUGGAUCCAGUUGUGGAAAGGAAGUACCCGAAGAUUCAAAUAAUUUUGAGAGUUCCCAUGUUUACAUGCACAGUGACUAUAAUGUGUAUAGGGUAAGAUCCAGGUAUAAUUCAGACUGGGGAGAGACAGGCACUGAACAGGAUGAGCAGGAAGAUAGUGAUGAAAACAAUUACUAUCAACCAGAUAUGGAAUACUCGGAAAUUGUUGGAUUGCCAGAAGAAGAAGACAUCCCAGCAAAUAGGAAAAUUAAAUUUAGUAGUGCUCCAAUUAAGGUUUUCAGCACAUACUCCAAUGAAGACUAUGACAGGAGAAACGAUGAAGUGGACCCCGUGGCUGCUUCUGCCGAGUAUGAACUUGAAAAGCGUGUAGAAAAGCUGGAACUUUUCCCAGUGGAACUAGAAAAAGAUGAGGAUGGACUUGGUAUAAGCAUUAUUGGAAUGGGUGUUGGAGCAGAUGCCGGGCUUGAAAAGCUGGGAAUAUUUGUCAAAACAGUAACAGAAGGUGGUGCUGCCCAGAGGGAUGGCAGAAUACAAGUCAAUGACCAGAUUGUGGAAGUGGAUGGAAUCAGCUUGGUGGGUGUCACACAGAAUUUUGCUGCAACAGUUCUCAGAAACACCAAGGGCAAUGUCAGAUUUGUUAUUGGGCGAGAAAAGCCAGGACAAGUGAGUGAGGUUGCCCAGUUGAUAAGCCAGACGCUGGAACAAGAAAGGCGCCAGAGAGAGCUGCUGGAACAGCACUAUGCCCAGUACGACGCCGAUGAUGAUGAGACAGGAGAAUAUGCCACAGAUGAAGAAGAGGAUGAGGUAGGACCUGUUCUUCCGGGCAGCGACAUGGCCAUUGAAGUCUUUGAGCUGCCUGAGAAUGAGGACAUGUUUUCCCCAUCAGACCUGGACACCAGCAAGCUCAGUCACAAGUUCAAAGAGUUGCAAAUCAAACAUGCAGUUACAGAAGCAGAGAUUCAAAAAUUGAAGACCAAGCUGCAAGCAGCAGAAAAUGAGAAAGUGAGGUGGGAACUAGAAAAAACCCAACUCCAACAGAAUAUAGAAGAAAAUAAAGAGAGAAUGUUGAAGCUGGAGAGUUACUGGAUUGAGGCUCAGACGUUAUGCCACACGGUGAACGAGCACCUCAAAGAGACUCAAAGCCAGUAUCAGGCCUUGGAGAAGAAAUACAACAAGGCAAAGAAAUUGAUCAAGGAUUUUCAACAAAAAGAACUUGAUUUCAUCAAAAGACAGGAAGCAGAAAGAAAGAAAAUAGAAGAUUUGGAAAAAGCUCAUCUUGUGGAAGUUCAAGGUCUGCAAGUACGGAUUAGAGAUUUGGAAGCUGAGGUGUUCAGACUACUGAAGCAAAAUGGGACUCAAGUUAACAAUAACAACAACAUCUUUGAGAGAAGAACAUCUCUUGGUGAAGUCUCUAAAGGAGAUACCAUGGAGAACUUGGAUGUCAAGCAGACAUCUUGUCAAGAUGGCCUAAGUCAAGACUUGAAUGAGGCAGUCCCCGAAACAGAGCGCCUGGAUUCAAAAGCACUGAAAACCCGAGCCCAGCUCUCUGUGAAGAACAGACGCCAGAGGCCCUCUAGGACACGACUCUAUGAUAGUGUCAGUUCAACAGAUGGGGAAGACAGUCUGGAACGAAAGAAUUUUACCUUCAAUGAUGACUUCAGUCCCAGCAGCACCAGUUCGGCAGACCUGAGCGGCCUAGGAGCAGAACCCAAAACUACAGGGCUCUCCCAGUCCUUAGUGCUGUCAUCAGAUGAGAGCCUGGAUAUGAUAGAUGACGAGAUCCUUGAUGAUGGACAGUCUCCCAAACACAGUCAGUGUCAGAAUCGGGCCGUUCAUGAAUGGAGCGUGCAGCAGGUUUCUCACUGGCUAAUGAGCCUAAAUCUGGAGCAGUAUGUAUCUGAAUUCAGUGCCCAAAACAUCACUGGAGAGCAACUCCUGCAGUUGGAUGGAAAUAAACUUAAGGCUCUGGGAAUGACGUCAUCCCAGGACCGAGCAGUGGUAAAAAAAAAACUGAAGGAAAUGAAGGUAUCUCUAGAGAAGGCUCGGAAGGCCCAAGAGAAAAUGGAAAAACAAAGAGAAAAGCUGAGGAGGAAGGAACAAGAACAAAUGCAGAGGAAGUCUAAAAAGAAUGAAAAGAUGACAGCUGCCACAGAGGGCGCUGGUGAGCAGUAACACACACCCUCUCUCAGACAAGUCUCCCCUCUUCCUGCCCCACUCUUCUCCGGAGGAUUAAGGAACUGAUGGCAGGGGUGAUGUGCGCUAGGCAGAUGGGGGAAACCAUGUGUUGCAUAACUGCAUUUUCUGCAAUAAUCGAAUACUAUUUUAAUUUUUGCCUACUGAAAUAAUCCCAAGCCUCCUUUGGUUUCUUGCCAAACCAAGGAUCUCAUUUGUGAAAGAUGCAAAAUAGCUGUGUUUCUCUCUCUCUUACUAUGCUCUUGUGUUGUGUUGGGUGGGUUGCAUUGCUUGGGAAAUGGAUGUCACCCUGCCCAACAAAAGCGUGAAACACCCCAGGUAUUGUUAAUGGAGGGCCGUGACUUCUCAGUCUGGGAAUCCUGAAACUGGGCAAUAGCACAUAUCUGCAUGGCCGACAGCACCACUCUGCCAUGAGAUCUGGGCUCCAGAAUCUACCCCAGCAUGUGGGAAAGUUUCCCCCUCAUUUUUGUGUCUGGACAGUGAGACAACCCCACUGUAGAAACAUGGGUGCUCUGUAACAUGAUUACGUACUGUGGCCAAAGGCAAGCAAACUCUUCUGUUUGCGGGGCAUCAGAAAGAGAGAAGAGAAUUAUAGUUAUUUGUUAACCCCAGAAGGAAGCAAAAAGCCUUAAGAAUGUGGAUGUGGGUAUUACCUUGGGGUUCUGAGAGUAACAUUUAUCCUCCAGAUUUAGCCGAACAAAGAAAAAAAUCAGACAUUAGCACAGCCAUGGGAUAUUGGGAUCCAUUGUUUACUUUGCUACUGCUGCAUGUUCAGUACUUCGGCAACACUGACACACAUAACGUAGUUCCUUUUUCCCCCAACAAAUUGAACAGGAAAUUGAUUUUUAAGGAAACCAACAUUUUCAGGUUUCCUCUCGUGGGGAACAUUCUGGCUAGUCUUCGGCCUGACUGUGACACAAUCAGGAACUUGUCACAUAUUUUCUACUUAAGAUUUCCCAAGUGGGCUCAGUUAGUGUUUUAACAAAUGUACUUUUAAGAAAAAUAGAAAUACCAGUUAGAGAAAAUUUAGAUUUGAGUAACGUUCAACCAGAGAAGCUAUUUUAUUGAGUACACAGAAUGUUCCCGUAAAGGAGAGCUGACAGUUACAUUUUAGAGAUGUUUCGAAUGGUUUUUCUGAGCCAUUCUCUUUCACUCUUUAGAGAUUUCCACUUUACGGUUCAAGUUUGUUUAAGAGAGUACACAGGAUACAGUCUACCAGUGGAGACAGUUAAUACUUAUUUUAAACCCACUAUUAAGGAUUUCAGUAUUUCAUCAAAUUAAUUCAAGUGUAGGAGAUUAGGACAGAAGGAGGCGAAAAUAAAUUUAUCUGGAGAGAUUUCAAAUGAUUGGUUGUUGUUUGUUGUUUUGCUUUUUAUGCUUGUGUUUCUGGUUGUCUUUCCUACGUUGGCUGUAAAAACAAGGUCAUCCACUUUCCAAGGGACGAGUUUCAAAAUAAGAGUUGAGGCCAGAUAAAUUCUUGGACUUGUAUUUUACUUCCUUUACUACAUGGUGGGGGUAAUGGUGGGGGUGGGGGUGGGGGAAAUGGGACCUCUGUCCAUAUCUUUCACUAGAAAUGUUGUAUACACAGAGCUUGAGGGAAGGCUUUUGAAGGUUACAGGUCAUAGAUAAUGUAAAAGGGCUCUUGCCCAUAUAGCACCAUCUUGUAUUUUGAAUAUUGUGAUUUUUUUUUUUUGCUUGCUUGAAUAUCUGAAAUCUGGAAUUGGCCGAACUAGAGAUUUACAAUGCUGUUCUUUCCCUAAGGCCUGUUUCCUUUUCAGUGACAGAGUAUUGUCUGUUAUACUUCAGUCCUUUUGUCGCUGGUACAGAUCAUUCAGUACUCAGAAACAUUGACACAAGUUAAUACUGUGUUUUACAAUUAUCAGAGUCACUAUGUAUGUUUUUCUGACUAUCUUCAUUUGGAGUAUGAUAAUGAAACUGCCAUACUGGAUACUCUAUUAAUAUUUGAGAUGUGUGGUGCUUUGCUCUUUAUUAAUAUCACGAGAAACAAGGAACCACCACUAUUCAUGAGCUACAAAAUUCAGCAGAUCUUGUCUAAUACUAAAAGACUACAUUAGUCAAAAUCUGGGAAUACUAGUGCUUGCUAUUGUAAAUUUUGGCCAUUUUUGCUUAUCUUUGGGGGAGAAAAGGUGAUCUGGAUCACACUGGAAGUUUUUCUCUGUAUUCAUUUUAAGAGUGGAAAUAGAGGAGGAUUAUUUUAAGUUAUGUUUAUAUUUUGGUGUUAUUUGAAAAUGGAUGUACAUACUGGAAAUGUCUGUAAGUCUCAGUCUGCACAUAAUUUAUUGCAUUUUCUUAAAUGUCUUAAAAGUAUUGUUCUUGAACUUUAUUUGUACACUUCCAAUGUUUAGGUCAGUGAUCAACUGAAAAUAUUAUAAAUCAAAUUCUUAUUCCUCAAAUCACUUAGUUUGUAUUGUAACUAUUUUGGUUUGUUAAGUUAUGGUAAUUUUAGGUCUUAGCGAGUUACUUUAAUAUUAUUACUACUUAAAACUGCUGAAACCGUAAAAGGCACUCGAUUUGACUGUCCGACAAAGGACAGAGUGUAAACUGAUUGAUCAAAGAGUGUGAAAACAAAGUGCAGGACCUCAGAUCUUAUGAACAUUUGGUUUUCGUAUUAUUUCUUCUCUUGACUCUAGUGCAUGAUGCCUGACCGGGGUUCCAGUGUCUUCGACAAUUCCUACUUUAAUGCUAGUGCUCUUCAGCGUCCAUACAGUUUAACACAGAAUUGUUGCUUCAUGAUCCUUAAAGACUUUGCAGUUUUUUAUUUAUCAGCAAAUGAACAAAAAGGGAGUAUCUGGUUACUAUGAAUUAUAUUUCCUAAAUGACAGCUCAGUAUGACCUUAACAAUAGCCACAUUGUUUUGGGGUAUAGGUAAUGCUUUGGGGGUUAGGGAAUGUGUGGUGAGGCCAAGCCGUAGACAGGGAGCAUUGUAUGGGCUGAAUGUCUAGGCAGAGUUUUCCAUUAAAGGACUUCAGUUAUUAUAGCAGAUUAUUCAAGACCACCUCUCUUAAAGUAACUCACAGUUUAUGUACUAGUUUUCUCAUUCUUUUCUUUUUUUUUUUCUGCCUGAAUCGGAAGUGUACUUCAGAGUGAUACAUUAGGGCAGAAACUGAACUUUGCUCCUUCUGAUACACUGAUGAAGUCCGCCAUUAAUUUCAUGACAAUAAACCUAUCGUUCUAGGCUAGCCUUCUUAGCUGGGGGUGACCUGGAUUUCUGGCCCUCAACAUCAAAGAAGCAUCUUUAACCCAGAGACAGACAGACAGUUCGUGAUUGCAGUAUUACAGUGCUCAUUCCAAACUUAGCUUUUUAAGGGGCCUGAAAUGGGAAUAACCUACUUUGUGUUUCUUUGUUGUUGUUGGGAACAAAGUGGCAAGAGGACAGGAGAGGAACCAAAUUAACCCUUGCUGCUGCUUUUCAUCCUCUAGUCCUCUCUAGCCCGAAAUCUUAAGCUCUCCCAGGCCCAAGCUACCAUCAUGGGUUGUUGGAUAUAGCCCCUCAAUUAGCCCUUAUGGUUUUGGCUAAAGACAAAGAAUUCUCGACUAGGUUUUUUUGUGUAAUAGGAUUAACAUGUGCUUUAAAAUUAUAUUUUUAAAAAGUAAAUAAAAUACUGCAUUUAUAUGGAUAUUCAGACUCAAUUAUAAAUAUUAAAGGUUCUAUAGACCAGGCUUCAAGAGAAGAAACCCAGUGUUUGAAGAUUCUAAAGAGCGAUGUCCCAACAAUUCUGGAACAAGUGUUUAUAAUCUGGAUAUGUGGUAGCCCCUCAUUACAUUGGCCUAUUCAAGAAUUACCAAAUUCCAUCUGAGCUGUUAAAGUUACUGUCCUAGCAGGGCCCUGGUGAGGGGCAUUUCACUCUGGUGGACAGCAGGCACUACGGUUCAAGUCACCUGGUUAAUGGUAAGUCCUCAGUGCUUUCUGAAUGAAAGGUGAAAUGGAAAAGAAAAGCCCAGGCUUUUUAAAAAAUAUCUUUUCAAAUUUACCUUUGAUCAAGGAUCUACCUGUACACUCUUCUGAAGCUAAGCAUUUAAGGAGAAAGUCCAGAAAUAAAAUGUCCAUAUUUUCCACUAGAAUUGUUUUUUUUUUUUUUAUUAUGAUAACGGGGGUGGGGAGUAAAUUCUCAAAAGAAAACAGUAUUGUAAGAAAUAUGAAUGUGCUUCAGUGACUCAUUCCUGGAAAAGAGCCUGGGUAUAUAGACAGAUUUUUUAAAAAACUAUAUUUGUCUUAGGUAUUUAAAGUCUCAGGAAGUUUAGUUUUGGCUCAAAACACUGGGGAAAAAAUAAUACUGGACAGUGCACUAGUAGUAUUUGAAUAACUUAUAGUAGCAACAGAAUAGAUCCAUCCAACCAGGAAGUCAGAGGGCAAGGGAAAAGCUUACAGAAUCAAUUUCUCCCUGGAAAUAAAAGCAUCAAGUUCCAACUUAUGGUAAACAGAGGGUCUUAAAGUGCUUGUGCGUGAGUGUCUGUGUGGAUGUGUUGAGGGAAUGGUUGUUACUUAAAGGCUCGCCUAGUUGAGUGGCCUGUCACCUGCUUCCACAUCUACAGAGUGGGGAAGGAAAGAAAUUGUGAUGAUUUCCGAUCCUUGGCCCUGCCCCAACCCCAAAACUGCUAGAGAUUCAAGAAUGAAUGAGAGGUAAAAAAAUAAGAGAACCAGAGGCAACUUGUCAAUAAUGUGCAUGCUGUGUGUGGAGAUGUACAGAACUACAUAUGUGUGAAUAUAUUUCCACCUUACAUGCAUACAUAUAUACAUACAUAUGCGCACACGCACACACACACACACACACACACACACUGCAAUCACAUGGCAUAAAAUAUAUGUACAUUGUAUAAGGAACUUGGUAAUGUCAGUUAGGACUCCAAGCAGUAAUCAUAGCCUUAUCGCCACUUUGUGUGUGUGUAUACAUGGAAUGGCUCAUAAGAUUUUAAGAGAUUUUUUUAAUGUAAGUAUUUCUACUAAAUGCACUUAUCCUUCUACAUGUUUAUAUAUUUUGGUAAAAUUGAUUUACUAGAUACUUGGUAUUUUAGUAAGAUAAAGUUUCCUCAAAUGUUUAGUUAAUGCUUUGUUGUCAAGAUUGCACAUUGCUGAGUUGAACCUCAGAAACGUAGGCAGCUUUGGGCAUUUUCAACUGCAGACCGCAGUCUCUUGGCUAAAAAUUAUACCUGUGUUCUUGUGCAUUCGCUCAUGCUCUUCGAUGAUGUACUUGGUAGCUAUGAUGCUUAAGCCACUAACUACUGGCUCUCUGAUGGCAGUGUUGCCAUCACACGGUCAUUUCUUUACUUUUUUUUGUGGAGCGAUGGCAUGGUUAGGUCAUUGCCAAAUAUCACGCAAGUGGAUAUGAGCGUGCGUAUGUUGUUGGAAGGUGUGCCCUUCUCUUUCUUUCAGCUGCUUUAUCCACAUACCCAGGUUUUCUGCUAAGGAUGUAACCGUUCAUCCAUGAAAGAACAAUUGGCCAAAAAUAGUUAAAUUACCUUGACAAGUGGGAAUUAACAGGCACUCCAACUAGAUGACACCUACCAACAACAUCAGGUUUAGUUAGUGCUUUGCAAAACCCCUUAAGUAUGUGUGUGUAUAUGUUUUCCUUAAUAUUAUUUGUGGUUAUCACAAUCAUUGCUUUUGUAUUUUUAAUGGUGUCGCAGUUAAGCCACUUGUACAUCUGCUACAUAUCACUAACAAAACCAGCCAGCUGAAAAGAGAAACAAGAGAGAAUGAAUUCUAUUCCAUUUUAAGAAGUUGAUUUAUUUUAAUCUUUCUUUAUAUAUCACUAAAGGAAAAGAGUUGUUUGAAAAUCAUUUUGCGUCCGAUAAGUAUGGAUAGCAUGCUAUCUGAAACUUUUAAUUUGUACAUUUUGGUGUCUGAUCAUUUGCAUGGAAGAGACAAUAUAGUGCCACGUCUGAAUUGUUCUCUUGUGCUUGGUUAAUAUGUACUUCUCUAGAUUGUUCCGUUUCAAACGACAUUUCUUACUCUUUGGUUUUCAGAGGCGUUCAAAGCAAACUAUCACAAUGGUCCUCUGUUUUCUGACCAAUCUAAAAAUACCUGUGAUUACAUUUAAUUUGUCAGUGUAAAUAAAUCUCUUGCCAAUGAGUAUUAUUGUUGUCAGACAACGAAUGCAAUAAAAAGAGAAAUACGGA